AUGUCUUCAUUUACUAUCUUUGCACGUGUUCUGGUGUUGAUGUUACUCUCUGUUACUCUCUCUCAAGGCGCGAAAUUACCCUCGAAAAGAGUCGGGGACAAAGCUACGUGCGUGGCCUGCAACGCAACCUUAACGGAAAUCGGGAAGGAUAUCAGAGACAAGUCUAAGUUUAUCGGUCCGGAAGAAGUAGUCAUUGAAAGCAUGUCGAACGUCUGCUCAGAGGUGAAACGGUUCAUCACGUAUAAUUACCCACCGCCGGAGAUGCAAAACGCGUGCAGAGAGAUCGUAGGCACGUACGAGGAGAAAAUAGAACGGUUGAUGUAUAAAUACGCCAAGACUGUAGAAAAGAAUAAAAAAAAGAAAGGCGAGGAUAGCGAGGAUAGUGGCGGAGAGAACGAAGCGCAAGAGGAAGCGAUGAUGGAUGAUAUAUUCAUGAAAGUGUGUAAACGAGAGGCGUGCAAAGGGAUAGAUUUAGAGACGUACAUGCAAAUUGAAAAGUCGGAAUCUGGUAUGAGAACAAGCGGGAUCGAAGCAACCGGUCAGUUUGCGGACCAAGACGAGUUAUAA
Molecule: messenger RNA, 567 nt
Organism: Bathycoccus prasinos
Lineage: Eukaryota; Viridiplantae; Chlorophyta; Mamiellophyceae; Mamiellales; Bathycoccaceae
Exons: 1
Coding region: 1-567 (188 amino acids)
Source: RefSeq, a predicted model, not a curated record